AUGAAUGAAGAAAAGACAAAAGACCAAUCUGAUCUAGCUAACGAAAAUGGGACUGAGCCAACAUUGCCGUCCGUUGGUUCACAUUCUAGACCUUCUUCAGGAACAGAAGCACAUAGGGUAACUACCGCAAUCGAAACCAAUGAUUUGAUACCUGUUGAUUCCUCAUCUGCAGGGAAGUUGUCACCUGUCAAUAAUGUAUCAAGUCCAACAGCUGAAGCCAAUACAAUAUCAAGGACAAAUAGUCCAACUGACACGAAACCCAGUGACUUAAAUAACGAAUUGGAAGAUAAGGAAACUAAAACAUCUAGACCAUCAUCAGAGUUAAGAAACGCAUUUAGAACAAAAAGUGCGAGUAAGACCACUAAAGAAAUAAAUGGACAGGCUGAUGAUGAAGUAUUUACAGGAACUCAAACACCUCCUGACCGCAAAUCAACACCUUUGUCAGAGAUAGAUAAAACAUCGAGGCCCACUAGUGCAAUCAAGACACCCAAACAAAUAAACGAUGAUAUUAUUACUAGUGAAGUAGAAGGUCCAAUAGUAGUGAAGACCGAAAACGUAUCUAGGCCAACAUCAAAAUCAAAGGAAUCACCAAGACCUUCGAGCACCAAUGACAAAACAGCAGCUCUUCUUCCUGCAGAUGAAACAGAUACAUCAAAAACACCUGCUACUAUGAAUAAAAUGAACGAAGACAAGACAAAAGACCAAUCUGAUCCAGCUAACGAAAAGGUGACUGAGACAACAUUGCCGUCCAUUGGUGCACAUUCUAGACCUUCUUCCGGAACAGAAUCAUCUAGGGUAGCUACCGCAAUCGAAACCAAAGAUGAGAUACCUGGAGAUUCCUCAUCUGCAGGGAAGUUGUCACCUGUCAAAAAUGUACCAAGUCCAACAGCUGAAGCCAAUACAAUAUCAAGGACAAAUAGUCCAACCGACACGAAACCCAGUGACUUAAAUAACGAAUUGGAAAAUAAGGAAACUAAAAGACAAUCAUCAUCGGAUAAAAUUACAUCAUCUAGACCACCACCAGGGUCAAGAAACGCAUCCAGACCAACAAGUGCGAGUAAGACCACUACAGAAAUAAAUGGACAGGCUGAUGAUGAAGUGUUUACAGGUACUCAAACACCUCCUGACCGCAAAUCAACACCUUUGUCAGAGAUAGAUAAAACAUCAAGGCCCACUAGUGCAAACAAGACAACCAAACAAAUAGACGAUGAUAGUAUGACUAGUGAAGCAGAAGUUCCAAUAGUAGUGAACAACGAAAACGUAUCUAGGCCAACAUCAAAAUCAAAGGAAUCAUCAAGACCUUCAAGUACAAAUGACAAAACAGCAGAUCUUCUUCCUGCAAACAAAACAGAUACAUCAAAAGCAUUUGAAACUAUGCAUACAAUGAAUGAAGACAAGACAAAAGACCAAUCCGAUCCAGCUAACGAAAACGUGACUGAGACAACAUUGCCGUCCAUUGGUUCACAUUCUAGACCUUCUUCAGGAACAGAAGCACAUAGGGUAACUACCGCAAUCGAAACCAAUGAUUUGAUACCUGUUGAUUCCUCAUCUGCAGGGAAGUUGUCACCUGUCAAUAAUGUAUCAAGUCCAACAGCUGAAGCCAAUACAAUAUCAAGGACAAAUAGUCCAACUGACACGAAACCCAGUGACUUAAAUAACGAAUUGGAAGAUAAGGAAACUAAAACAUCUAGACCAUCAUCAGAGUUAAGAAACGCAUCCAGAACAAAAAGUGCGAGUAAGACCACUAAAGAAAUAAAUGGACAGGCUGAUGAUGAAGUAUUUACAGGAACUCAAACACCUCCUGACCGCAAAUCAACACCUUUGUCAGAGAUAGAUAAAACAUCGAGGCCCACUAGUGCAAACAAGACAAACAAACAAAUAGACGAUGAUAAAAUUAUUAUGACUAGUGAAGCAGAAGGUCCAAUAGUAGUGAAGACCGAAAACGUAUCUAGGCCAACAUCAAAAUCAAAGGAAUCACCAAGACCUUCGAGCACCAAUGACAAAACAGCAGCUCUUCUUCCUGCAGAUGAAACAGGUACAUCAAAAACACCUGCAACUAUGAAUAAAAUGAACGAAGACAAGACAAAAGACCAAUCUGAUCCAACUAAUGAAAACGUGACUGAGACAACAUUGCCGUCCAUUGGUUCACAUUCUAGACCUUUCUCAGGAACAGAAGCAUCUAGGGUAGCUACCGCAAUCGAAACCAAAGAUGAGAUACCUGGAGAUUCCUCAUCUGCAGGGAAGUUGUCACCUGUCAAUAAUGUAUCAAGUCUAUCAGAUGAAGCAAAUACAAUGUCAAGGACAAAUAGUCCAACCGACACGAAACUCAGUGACUUAAAUAACGAAUUGGAAGAUAAGGAAACUAAAAGACAAUCAUCUUCGGAUAAAAUUACAACAUCUAGACCACCAUCAGGUUCAAGAGACGCACCCAGACCAACAAGUGCGAGUAAGACCACUAAAGAAAUAAAUGGACAGGCAGAUGACGAAGUGUUUACAGGUACUCAAGCACUUCCUGACCGCGAAUCAAAACCUUCAUCAGAGAUAGAUAAAACAUCAAGACCCACUAGUGCAAACAAGACACCCACACAAUUAGACGAUGAUGUUAUGACUAGUGAAGCAGACGGUCCAAUAGUAGUGAACAACGAAAACGAAUCUAGGCCAACAUCAAAAUCAAAGGAAUCAUCAAGACCUUCGAGUAUCAAUGAAAAAACAGCAGAUCUUCUUCCUGCAGAUGAAACAGAUACAUCAAAAGCAUCUGAAACUAUGAAUAAAAUGAAUGAAGACAAGACAAAAGACCAAUCUGAUCCAGCUAACAAAAAGGUGACUGAGACAACAUUGCCGUCCAUUGGUUCACAUUCUAGACCUUCUUCCGGAACAGAAUCAUCUAGGGUAGCUACCGCAAUCGAAACCAAAGAUGAGAUACCUGGAGAUUCCUCAUCUGCAGGGAAGUUGUCACCUGUCAAAAAUGUACCAAGUCCAACAGCUGAAGCCAAUACAAUAUCAAGGACAAAUAGUCCAACCGACACGAAACCCAGUGACUUUAAUAACGAAUUGGAAGAUAAGGAAACUAAAAGACAAUCAUCGUCGGAUAAAAUUACAACAUCUAGACCACCAUCAGGGUCAAGAAACGCAUCCAGACCAACAAGUGCGAGUCAGACCACUAAAGAAAUAAAUGGACAGGCUGAUGAUGAAGUAUUUACAGGUACUCAAACACCUCCUGACCGCAAAUCAACACCUUUGUCAGAGAUAGAUAAAACAUCGAGGCCCACUAGUGCAAACAAGACAACCAAACAAAUAGACGAUGAUAGUAUGACUAGUGAAGCAGAAGUUCCAAUAGUAUUGAACAACGAAAACGUAUCUAGGCCAACAUCAAAAUCAAAGGAAUCAUCAAGACCUUCAAGUACAAAUGACAAAACAGCAGAUCUUCUUCCUGCAGACAAAACAGAUACAUCAAAAGCAUCUGAAACUAUGCAUACAAUGAAUGAAGACAAGACAAAAGACCAAUCCGAUCCAGCUAACGAAAACGUGACUGAGACAACAUUGCCGUCCAUUGGUUCACAUUCUAGACCUUCUUCAGGAACUGAAGCAUCUAGGGUAGCUACCGCAAUCGAAACCAAAGAUGAGAUACCUGGAGAUUCCUCAUCUGCAGGAAAGUUGUCACCUGUUCAUAAUGUAUCAGGUCCAACAGCUGAGGCCAAUACAAUAUCAAGUACAAAUAGUCCAACCGACACGAAACUCAGUGACUUAAAUAACGAAUUGGAAAAUAAGGAAACUAAAAGACAAUCAUCAUCGGAUAAAAUAACAACAUCUAGACCACAAUCAGGGUCAAGAAACGCAUCCAGACCAACAAGUGCAAGUAAGACCACUAAAGAAAUAAAUGGACAGGCAGAUGAUGAAGUGUUUACAGGUACUCAAACACCUCCUGACCGCAAAUCAAGACCUUCGUCGGGGAUACAUAAAACAUCAAGGCCCACUAGUGCAAACAAGACAAUCAAACAAAUAGACGAUGAUAGUAUGACUAGUGAAGCAGAAGUUCCAAUAGUAUUGAACAACGAAAACGUAUCUAGGCCAACAUCAAAAUCAAAGGAAUCAUCAAGACCUUCAAGUACAAAUGACAAAACAGCAGAUCUUCUUCCUGCAGACAAAACAGAUACAUCAAAAGCAUCUGAAACUAUGCAUACAAUGAAUGAAGACAAGACAAAAGACCAAUCCGAUCCAGCUAACGAAAACGUGACUGAGACAACAUUGCCGUCCAUUGGUUCACAUUCUAGACCUUCUUCAGGAACAGAAGCAUCUAGGGUAGCUACCGCAAUCGAAACCAAUGAUGAGAUACCUGGAGAUUCCUCAUCUGCAGGGAAGUUGUCACCUGUCAAUAACGUAUCAAGUCCAACAGCUGAAGCCAAUACAAUAUCAAGGACAAAUAGUCCAACCGAUACGAAACCAAGUGACUUAAAUAACGAAUUGGAAAAUAAGGAAACUAAAAGACAAUCAUCAUCGGAUAAAAUAACAACAUCUAGACCACAAUCAGGGUCAAGAAACGCAUCCAGACCAACAAGUGCGAGUAAGACCACUAAAGAAAUAAAUGGACAGGCAGAUGAUGAAGUGUUUACAGGUACUCAAACACCUCCUGACCGCAAAUCAAGACCUUCGUCAGGGAUAGAUAAAACAUCAAGGCCUACUAGUGCAAACAAGACACCCAAACAAAUAAACGAUGAUAUUAUUACUAGUGAAGUAGGAGGUCCAUUAGUAGUGAACACCGAAAACGUAUCUAGUCCAACAUCAAAAUCAAAGGAAUCUUCAAGACCUUCGAGUACCAAUGACAAAACAGCAGCUCUUCUUCCUGCAGAUGAAACAGAUACAUCAAAAACACCUGCAACUAUGAAUAAAAUGAACGAAGACAAGGCAAAAGACCAAUCUGAUCCAAAUAAUGAAAACGUGACUGAGACAACAUUGCAGUCCAUUGGUUCACAUUCUAGACCUUCUUCAGGAACAGAAGCAUCUAGGGAAGCUACCGCAAUGGAAACCAAAGAUGAGAUACCUGGAGAUUCCUCGUUUGCAGGGAAGUUGUCACCUGUCAAUAAUGUAUUAAGUCCAACAGCUGAGGCCAAUUCAAUAUCAAGGACAAAUAGUCCAACCGAAACGAAACCCAGUGACUUAAAUAACGAAUUGGAAGAUAAGGAAACUCAAAGACAAUCAUCAUCGGAUAAAAUUACAACAUCUAGACCACAAUCAGGGUCAAGAAACGCAUCCAGACCAACAAGUGCGAGUAAGACCACUAAAGAAAUAAAUGGACAGGCUGAUGAUGAAGUAUUUACAGGUACUCAAACACCUCCUGACCGCAAAUCAAGACCUUCGUCAGGGAUAGAUAAAACAUCAAGGCCUACUAGUGCAAACAAGACACCCAAACAAAUAAACGAUGAUAUUAUUACUAGUGGAGUAGGAGGUCCAUUAGUAGUGAACACCGAAAACGUAUAUAGGCCAACAUCAAAAUCAAAGGAAUCUUCAAGACCUUCGAGUACCAAUGACAAAACAGCAGCUCUUCUUCCUGCAGAUGAAACAGAUACAUCAAAAACACCUGCAACUAUGAAUAAAAUGAACGAAGACAAGGCAAAAGACCAAUUUGAUCCAAAUAAUGAAAACGUGACUGAGACAACAUUGCGGUCCAUUGGUUCACAUUCUAGACCUUCUUCAGGAACAGAAGCAUCUAGGGAAGCUACCGCAAUGGAAACCAAAGAUGAGAUACCUGGAGAUUCCUCGUUUGCAGGGAAGUUGUCACCUGUAAAUAAUGUAUCAAGUCCAACAGCUGAGGCCAAUACAAUAUCAAGGACAAAUAGUUCAACCGACACGAAACCCAGUGACUUUAAUAACGAAUUGGAAGAUAAGGAAACUAAAAGACAAUCAUCGUCGGAUAAAAUUACAACAUCUAGACCACCAUCAGGGUCAAGAAACGCAUCCAGACCAACAAGUGCGAGUAAGACCACUAAAGAAAUAAAUGGACAGGCUGAUGAUGAAGUAUUUACAGGUACUCAAACACCUCCUGACUGCAAAUCAAGACCUUCGUCAGGGAUACAUAAAACAUCAAGGCCCACUAGUGCAAACAAGACAACCAAACAAAUAGACGAUGAUAGUAUGACUAGUGAAGCAGAAGUUCCAAUAGUAUUGAACAACGAAAACGUAUCUAGGCCAACAUCAAAAUCAAAGGAAUCAUCAAGACCUUCAAGUACAAAUGACCAAACAGCAGAUCUUCUUCCUGCAGACAAAACUGAUACAUCAAAAGCAUCUGAAACUAUGCAUACAAUGAAUGAAGACAAGACAAAAGACCAAUCCGAUCCAGCUAACGAAAACGUGACUGAGACAACAUUGCCGUCCAUUGGUUCACAUUCUAGACCUUCUUCAGGAACAGAAGCAUCUAGGGAAGCUACCGCAAUCGAAAACAAAGAUGAGAUACCUGGAGAUUCCUCAUCUGCAGGGAAGUUGUCACCUGUCAAUAAUGUAUCAAGUCCAACAGCUGAAGCCAAUACAAUAUCAAGGACAAAUAGUCCAACCGACACAAAACCCAGUGACUUAAAUAACGAAUUGGAAGAUAAGGAAACUAAAAGACAAUCAUCAUCGGAUAAAAUUACAACAUCUAGACCACCAUCAGGGUCAAGAAACGCAUCCAGACCAACAAGUGCGAGUAAGACCACUAAAGAAAUAAAUGGACAGGCUGAUGAUGAAGUAUUUACAGGCACUCAAACACCUCCUGACCGCAAAUCAACAACUUCGUCAGGGAUAAAUAAAACAUCAAGGCCCACUAGUGCAAACAAGACAACCAAACAAUUAGACGAUGAUAUUAUGACUAGUGAAUCAGAAGGUCCAAUAGUAGUGAACAACGAAAACGUAUCUAGGCCAACAUCAAAAUCAAAGGAAUCAUCAAGACCUUCGAGUACCCAUGAAAAAACAGCAGAUCUUCUUCCUGCAGAUGAAACAGAUACAACAAAAGCAUCUGAAACUAUGAAUAAAAUGAAUGAAGACAAUAAAAAAGACCAAUCUGAUCCAGCUAACGAAAAGGUGACUGAGACAACAUUGCCGUCCAUUGGUUCACAUUCUAGACCUUCUUCAGGAACAGAAGCAUCUAUGGAAGCUACCGCAAUCGAAACCAAAGAUGAGAUACCUGGAGAUUCCUCAUCUGCAGGGAAGUUGUCACCUGUCAAUAAUGUAUCAAGUCCAACAGCUGAAGCCAAUACAAUAUCAAGGGCAAAUAGUCCAACCGACACAAAACCCAGUGACUUUAAUAACGAAUUGGAAGAUAAGGAAACUAAAAGACAAUCAUCGUCGGAUAAAAUUUCAACAUCUAGACCACCAUCAGGGUCAAGAAACGCAUCCAGACCAACAAGUGCGAGUAAGACCACUAAAGAAAUAAAUGAACAGGCUGAUGAUGAAGUAUUUAUAGGUACUCAAACACCUCCUGACCGCAAAUCAAGACCUUCGUCAGGGAUACAUAAAACAUCAAGGCCCACUAGUGCAAACAAGACAACCAAACAAAUAGACGAUGAUAGUAUGACUAGUGAAGCAGAAGUUCCAAUAGUAUUGAACAACGAAAACGUAUCUAGGCCAACAUCAAAAUCAAAGGAAUCAUCAAGACCUUCGAGUACCAAUGAAAAAACAGCAGAUCUUCUUCCUGCAGAUGAAACAGAUACAACAAAAGCAUCUGAAACUAUGAAUAAAAUGAAUGAAGACAAUACAAAAGACCAACCUGAUCCAGCUAACGAAAAGGUGACUGCGACAACAUUGCCGUCCAUUGGUUCACAUUCUAGACCUUCUUCAGGAACAGAAGCAUCUAGGGUAGCUAUCGCAAUCGAAACCAAAGAUGAGAUACCUGGAGAUUCCUCAUCUGCAGGGAAGUUGUCACCUGUCAAUUAUGUAUCAAGUCCAACAGCUGAGGCCAAUACAAUAUCAAGGACAAAUAGUCCAACCGACACGAAACCCAGUGACUUUAAUAACGAAUUGGAAGAUAAGGAAACUAAAAGACAAUCAUCGUCGGAUAAAAUUACAACAUCUAGACCACCAUCAGGGUCAAGAAACGCAUCCAGACCAACAAGUGCGAGUAAGACCACUAAAGAAAUAAAUGGACAGGCAGAUGAUGAAGUGUUUACAGGUACUCAAACACCUCCUGACCGCAAAUCAAGACCUUCGUCAGGGAUAGAUAAAACAUCAAGGCCAACUAGUGCAAACAAGUCACCCAAACAAAUAAACGAUGAUAUUAUUACUAGUGAAGUAGAAGGUCCUAUAGUAGUGAACAACGAAAACGUAUCUAGGCCAACAUCAAAAUCAAAGGAAUCUUCAAGACCUUCUAGUACCAAUGACAAAACAGCAGCUCUUCUUCCUGCAGAUGAAACAGAUACAUCAAAAACACCUGCAACUAUGAAUAAAAUGAACGAAGACAAGACAAAAGACCAAUCUGAUCCAACUAAUGAAAACGUGACUGAGAAAACAUUGCCGUCCAUUGGUUCACAUUCUAGACCUUCUUCAGGAACAGAAGCAUCUAGGGAAGCUACCGCAAUCGAAACCAAAGAUGAGAUACCUGGAGAUUCCUCAUCUGCAGGGAAGUUGUCACCUGUCAAUUAUGUAUCAAGUCCAACAGCUGAGGCCAAUACAAUAUCAAGGACAAAUAGUCCAACCGACACGAAACCCAGUGACUUUAAUAACGAAUUGGAAGAUAAGGAAACUAAAAGACAAUCAUCGUCGGAUAAAAUUACAACAUCUAGACCACCAUCAGGGUCAAGAAACGCAUCCAGACCAACAAGUGCGAAUAAGACCACUAAAGAAAUAAAUGGACAGGCAGAUGAUGAAGUGUUUCCAGGUACUCAAACACCUCCUUACCGCAAAUCAAGACCUUCGUCAGGGAUAGAUAAAACAUCAAGGCCAACUAGUGCAAACAAGUCACCCAAACAAAUAAACGAUGAUAUUAUGACUAGUGAAGUAGAAGGUCCAAUAGUAGUGAACAACGAAAACGUAUCUAGGCCAACAUCAAAAUCAAAGGAAUCAUCAAGACCUUCGAGUACCAAUGAAAAAACAGCAGAUCUUCUUCCUGCAGAUGAAACAGAUACAACAAAAGCAUCUGAAACUAUGAAUAAAAUGAAUGAAGACAAUACAAAAGACCAACCUGAUCCAGCUAACGAAAAGGUGACUGCGACAACAUUGCCGUCCAUUGGUUCACAUUCUAGACCUUCUUCAGGAACAGAAGCAUCUAGGGUAGCUAUCGCAAUCGAAACCAAAGAUGAGAUACCUGGAGAUUCCUCAUCUGCAGGGAAGUUGUCACCUGUCAAUAAUGUAUCAAGUCCAACAGCUGAAGCCAAUACAAUAUCAAGGACAAAUAGUCCAACCGACACGAAACUCAGUGACUUAAAUAACGAAUUGGAAGAUAAGGAAACUAAAAGACAAUCCUCAUCGGAUAAAAUUACAACAUCUAGACCACCAUCAGGGUCAAGAAACGCAUCCAGACCAACAAGUGCGAGUAAGACCACUAAAGAAAUAAAUGGACAGGCUGAUGAUGAAGUAUUUACAGGUACUCAAACACCUCUUGACCGCAAAUCAACAACUUCAUCAGGGAUAGAUAAAACAUCAAGGCCCACUAGUGCAAACAAGACAACCAAACAAUUAGACGAUGAUAUUAUGACUAGUGAAUCAGAAGGUCCAAUAGUAGUGAACAACGAAAACGUAUCUAGGCCAACAUCAAAAUCAAAGGAAUCAUCAAGACCUUCGAGUACCAAUGAAAAAACAGCAGAUCUUCUUCCUGCAGAUGAAACAGAUACAACAAAAGCAUCUGAAACUAUGAUUAAAAUGAAUGAAGACAAUAAAAAAGACCAAUCUGAUCCAGCUAACGAAAAGGUGACUGCGACAACAUUGCCGUCCAUUGGUUCACAUUCUAGACCUUCUUCAGGAACAGAAGCAUCUAGGGUAGCUACCGCAAUCGAAACCAAAGAUGAGAUACCUGGAGAUUCCUCAUCUGCAGGGAAGUUGUCACCUGUCAAUAAUGUAUCAAGUCCAACAGCUGAAGCCAAUACAAUAUCAAGGACAAAUAGUCCAACCGACACGAAACUCAGUGACUUAAAUAACGAAUUGGAGGAUAAGGAAACUAAAAGACAAUCAUUGUCGGAUAAAAUUACAACAUCUAGACCACCAUCAGGGUCAAGAAACGCAUCCAGACCAACAAGUGCGAGUAAGACCACUAAAGAAAUAAAUGGAGAGGCAGAUGAUGAAGUGUUUACAGGUACUCAAACACCUCCUGACCGCAAAUCAAGACCUUCGUCAGGGAUAGAUAAAACAUCAAGGCCAACUAGUGCAAACAAGUCACCCAAACAAAUAAACGAUGAUAUUAUUACUAGUGAAGUAGAAGGUCCAAUAGUAGUGAACAACGAAAACGUAUCUAGGCCAACAUCAAAAUCAAAGGAAUCUUCAAGACCUUCUAGUACCAAUGACAAAACAGCAGCUCUUCUUCCUGCAGAUGAAACAGAUACAUCAAAAACACCUGCAACUAUGAAUAAAAUGAACGAAGACAAGACAAAAGACCAAUCUGAUCCAACUAAUGAAAACGUGACUGAGAAAACAUUGCCGUCCAUUGGUUCACAUUCUAGACCUUCUUCAGGAACAGAAGCAUCUAGGGAAGCUACCGCAAUCGAAACCAAAGAUGAGAUACCUGGAGAUUCCUCAUCUGCAGGGAAGUUGUCACCUGUCAAUUAUGUAUCAAGUCCAACAGCUGAGGCCAAUACAAUAUCAAGGACAAAUAGUCCAACCGACACGAAACCCAGUGACUUUAAUAACGAAUUUGAAGAUAAGGAAACUAAAAGACAAUCAUCGUCGGAUAAAAUUACACCAUCUAGACCACCAUCAGGGUCAAGAAACGCAUCCAGACCAACAAGUGCGAGUAAGACCACUAAAGAAAUAAAUGGACAGGCAGAUGAUGAAGUGUUUACAGGUACUCAAACACCUCCUGACCGCAAAUCAAGACCUUCGUCAGGGAUAGAUAAAACAUCAAGGCCAACUAGUGCAAACAAGUCACCCAAACAAAUAAACGAUGAUAUUAUGACUAGUGAAGUAGAAGGUCCAAUAGUAGUGAACAACGAAAACGUAUCUAGGCCAACAUCAAAAUCAAAGGAAUCAUCAAGACCUUCGAGUACCAAUGAAAAAACAGCAGAUCUUCUUCCUGCAGAUGAAACAGAUACAACAAAAGCAUCUGAAACUAUGAAUAAAAUGAAUGAAGACAAUACAAAAGACCAACCUGAUCCAGCUAACGAAAAGGUGACUAAGACAACAUUGCCGUCCAUUGGUUCACAUUCUAGACCUUCUUCAGGAACAGAAGCAUCUAGGGUAGCUAUCGCAAUCGAAACCAAAGAUGAGAUACCUGGAGAUUCCUCAUCUGCAGGGAAGUUGUCACCUGUCAAUUAUGUAUCAAGUCCAACAGCUGAGGCCAAUACAAUAUCAAGGACAAAUAGUCCAACCGACACGAAACCCAGUGACUUUAAUAACGAAUUGGAAGAUAAGGAAACUAAAAGACAAUCAUCGUCGGAUAAAAUUACAACAUCUAGACCACCAUCAGGGUCAAGAAACGCAUCCAGACCAACAAGUGCGAGUAAGACCACUAAAGAAAUAAAUGGACAGGCCGAUGAUGAAGUGUUUACAGGUACUCAAACACCUCCUGACCGCAAAUCAAGACCUUCGUCAGGGAUAGAUAAAACAUCAAGGCCAACUAGUGCAAACAAGUCACCCAAACAAAUAAACGAUGAUAUUAUUACUAGUGAAGUAGAAGGUCCAAUAGUAGUGAACAACGAAAACGUAUCUAGGCCAACAUUAAAAUCAAAGGAAUCUUCAAGACCUUCUAGUACCAAUGACAAAACAGCAGCUCUUCUUCCUGCAGAUGAAACAGAUACAUCAAAAACACCUGCAACUAUGAAUAAAAUGAACGAAGACAAGACAAAAGACCAAUCUGAUCCAACUAAUGAAAACGUGACUGAGAAAACAUUGCCGUCCAUUGGUUCACAUUCUAGACCUUCUUCAGGAACAGAAGCAUCUAGGGAAGCUACCGCAAUCGAAACCAAAGAUGAGAUACCUGGAGAUUCCUCAUCUGCAGGGAAGUUGUCACCUGUCAAUUAUGUAUCAAGUCCAACAGCUGAGGCCAAUACAAUAUCAAGGACAAAUAGUCCAACCGACACGAAACCCAGUGACUUUAAUAACGAAUUGGAAGAUAAGGAAACUAAAAGACAAUCAUCGUCGGAUAAAAUUACAACAUCUAGACCACCAUCAGGGUCAAGAAACGCAUCCAGACCAACAAGUGCGAGUAAGACCACUAAAGAAAUAAAUGGACAGGCAGAUGAUGAAGUGUUUACAGGUACUCAAACACCUCCUGACCGCAAAUCAAGACCUUCGUCAGGGAUAGAUAAAACAUCAAGGCCAACUAGUGCAAACAAGUCACCCAAACAAAUAAACGAUGAUAUUAUGACUAGUGAAGUAGAAGGUCCAAUAGUAGUGAACAACGAAAACGUAUCUAGGCCAACAUCAAAAUCAAAGGAAUCAUCAAGACCUUCGAGUACCAAUGAAAAAACAGCAGAUCUUCUUCCUGCAGAUGAAACAGAUACAACAAAAGCAUCUGAAACUAUGAAUAAAAUGAAUGAAGACAAUACAAAAGACCAACCUGAUCCAGCUAACGAAAAGGUGACUAAGACAACAUUGCCGUCCAUUGGUUCACAUUCUAGACCUUCCUCAGGAACAGACGCAUCUAGGGUAGCUACCGCAAUCGAAACCAAAGAUGAGAUACCUGGAGAUUCCUCAUCUGCAGGGAAGUUGUCACCUGUCAAUUAUGUAUCAAGUCCAACAGCUGAGGCCAAUACAAUAUCAAGGACAAAUAGUCCAACCGACACGAAACCCAGUGACUUUAAUAACGAAUUGGAAGAUAAGGAAACUAAAAGACAAUCAUCGUCGGAUAAAAUUACAACAUCUAGACCACCAUCAGGGUCAAGAAACGCAUCCAGACCAACAAGUGCGAGUAAGACCACUAAAGAAAUAAAUGGACAGGCAGAUGAUGAAGUGUUUACAGGUACUCAAACACCUCCUGACCGCAAAUCAAGACCUUCGUCAGGGAUAGAUAAAACAUCAAGGCCAACUAGUGCAAACAAGUCACCCAAACAAAUAGACGAUGAUAUUAUGACUAGUGAAGUAGAAGGUCCAAUAGUAGUGAACAACGAAAACGUAUCUAGGCCAACAUCAAAAUCAAAGGAAUCAUCAAGACCUUCGAGUACCAAUGAAAAAACAGCAGAUCUUCUUCCUGCAGAUGAAACAGAUACAACAAAAGCAUCUGAAACUAUGAAUAAAAUGAAUGAAGACAAUACAAAAGACCAACCUGAUCCAGCUAACGAAAAGGUGACUAAGACAACAUUGCCGUCCAUUGGUUCACAUUCUAGACCUUCUUCAGGAACAGAAGCAUCUAGGGUAGCUAUCGCAAUCGAAACCAAAGAUGAGAUACCUGGAGAUUCCUCAUCUGCAGGGAAGUUGUCACCUGUCAAUUAUGUAUCAAGUCCAACAGCUGAGGCCAAUACAAUAUCAAGGACAAAUAGUCCAACCGACACGAAACCCAGUGACUUUAAUAACGAAUUGGAAGAUAAGGAAACUAAAAGACAAUCAUCGUCGGAUAAAAUUACAACAUCUAGACCACCAUCAGGGUCAAGAAACGCAUCCAGACCAACAAGUGCGAGUAAGACCACUAAAGAAAUAAAUGGACAGGCCGAUGAUGAAGUGUUUACAGGUACUCAAACACCUCCUGACCGCAAAUCAAGACCUUCGUCAGGGAUAGAUAAAACAUCAAGGCCAACUAGUGCAAACAAGUCACCCAAACAAAUAAACGAUGAUAUUAUUACUAGUGAAGUAGAAGGUCCAAUAGUAGUGAACAACGAAAACGUAUCUAGGCCAACAUUAAAAUCAAAGGAAUCUUCAAGACCUUCUAGUACCAAUGACAAAACAGCAGCUCUUCUUCCUGCAGAUGAAACAGAUACAUCAAAAACACCUGCAACUAUGAAUAAAAUGAACGAAGACAAGACAAAAGACCAAUCUGAUCCAACUAAUGAAAACGUGACUGAGAAAACAUUGCCGUCCAUUGGUUCACAUUCUAGACCUUCUUCAGGAACAGAAGCAUCUAGGGAAGCUACCGCAAUCGAAACCAAAGAUGAGAUACCUGGAGAUUCCCCAUCUGCAGGGAAGUUGUCACCUGUCAAUUAUGUAUCAAGUCCAACAGCUGAGGCCAAUACAAUAUCAAGGACAAAUAGUCCAACCGACACGAAACCCAGUGACUUUAAUAACGAAUUGGAAGAUAAGGAAACUAAAAGACAAUCAUCGUCGGAUAAAAUUACAACAUCUAGACCACCAUCAGGGUCAAGAAACGCAUCCAGACCAACAAGUGCGAGUAAGACCACUAAAGAAAUAAAUGGACAGGCAGAUGAUGAAGUGUUUACAGGUACUCAAACACCUCCUGACCGCAAAUCAAGACCUUCGUCAGGGAUAGAUAAAACAUCAAGGCCAACUAGUGCAAACAAGUCACCCAAACAAAUAAACGAUGAUAUUAUGACUAGUGAAGUAGAAGGUCCAAUAGUAGUGAACAACGAAAACGUAUCUAGGCCAACAUCAAAAUCAAAGGAAUCAUCAAGACCUUCGAGUACCAAUGAAAAAACAGCAGAUCUUCUUCCUGCAGAUGAAACAGAUACAACAAAAGCAUCUGAAACUAUGAAUAAAAUGAAUGAAGACAAUACAAAAGACCAACCUGAUCCAGCUAACGAAAAGGUGACUAAGACAACAUUGCCGUCCAUUGGUUCACAUUCUAGACCUUCCUCAGGAACAGACGCAUCUAGGGUAGCUACCGCAAUCGAAACCAAAGAUGAGAUACCUGGAGAUUCCUCAUCUGCAGGGAAGUUGUCACCUGUCAAUUAUGUAUCAAGUCCAACAGCUGAGGCCAAUACAAUAUCAAGGACAAAUAGUCCAACCGACACGAAACCCAGUGACUUUAAUAACGAAUUGGAAGAUAAGGAAACUAAAAGACAAUCAUCGUCGGAUAAAAUUACAACAUCUAGACCACCAUCAGGGUCAAGAAACGCAUCCAGACCAACAAGUGCGAGUAAGACCACUAAAGAAAUAAAUGGACAGGCAGAUGAUGAAGUGUUUACAGGUACUCAAACACCUCCUGACCGCAAAUCAAGACCUUCGUCAGGGAUAGAUAAAACAUCAAGGCCAACUAGUGCAAACAAGUCACCCAAACAAAUAAACGAUGAUAUUAUUACUAGUGAAGUAGAAGGUCCAAUAGUAGUGAACAACGAAAACGUAUCUAGGCCAACAUCAAAAUCAAAGGAAUCUUCAAGACCUUCUAGUACCAAUGACAAAACAGCAGCUCUUCUUCCUGCAGAUGAAACAGAUACAUCAAAAACACCUGCAACUAUGAAUAAAAUGAACGAAGACAAGACAAAAGACCAAUCUGAUCCAACUAAUGAAAACGUGACUGAGAAAACAUUGCCGUCCAUUGGUUCACAUUCUAGACCUUCUUCAGGAACAGAAGCAUCUAGGGAAGCUAUCGCAAUCGAAACCAAAGAUGAGAUACCUGGAGAUUCCUCAUCUGCAGGGAAAUUGUCACCUGUCAAUUAUGUAUCAAGUCCAACAGCUGAGGCCAAUACAAUAUCAAGGACAAAUAGUCCAACCGACACGAAACCCAGUGACUUUAAUAACGAAUUGGAAGAUAAGGAAACUAAAAGACAAUCAUCGUCGGAUAAAAUUACAACAUCUAGACCACCAUCAGGGUCAAGAAACGCAUCCAGACCAACAAGUGCGAGUAAGACCACUAAAGAAAUAAAUGGACAGGCAGAUGAUGAAGUGUUUACAGGUACUCAAACACCUCCUGACCGCAAAUCAAGACCUUCGUCAGGGAUAGAUAAAACAUCAAGGCCCACUAGUGUAAACAAGUCACCCAAACAAAUAAACGAUGAUAUUAUGACUAGUGAAUCAGAAGGUCCAAUAGUAGUGAACAACGAAAACGUAUCUAGGCCAACAUCAAAAUCAAAGGAAUCAUCAAGACCUUCGAGUACCAAUGAAAAAACAGCAGAUCUUCUUCCUGCAGAUGAAACAGAUACAACAAAAGCAUCUGAAACUAUGAUUAAAAUGAAUGAAGACAAUAAAAAAGACCAAUCUGAUCCAGCUAACGAAAAGGUGACUGCGACAACAUUGCCGUCCAUUGGUUCACAAUCUAGACCUUCUUCAGGAACAGAAGCAUCUAGGGUAGCUACCGCAAUCGAAACCAAAGAUGAGAUACCUGGAGAUUCCUCAUCUGCAGGGAAGUUGUCACCUGUCAAUAAUGUAUCAAGUCCAACAGCUGAAGCCAAUACAAUAUCAAGGACAAAUAGUCCAACCGACACGAAACUCAGUGACUUAAAUAACGAAUUGGAAGAUAAGGAAACUAAAAGACAAUCAUCAUCGGAUAAAAUUGCAACAUCUAGACCACCAUCAGAGUCAAGAAACGCAUCCAGACCAACAAGUGCGAGUAAGACCACUAAAGAAAUAAAUGGAAAGGCUGAUGAUGAAGUAUUUACAGGUACUCAAACACCUCUUGACCGCAAAUCAACAACUUCGUCAGGGAUAGAUCAAACAUCAAGGCCCACUAGUGCAAACAAGACAACCAAACAAAUAGACGAUGCUAGUAUGACUAGUGAAGCAGAAGUUCCAAUAGUAUUGAACAACGAAAACGUAUCUAGGCCAACAUCAAAAUCAAAGGAAUCAUCAAGACCUUCAAGUACAAAUGACAAAACAGCAGAUCUUCUUCCUGCAGACAAAACAGAUACAUCAAAAGCAUCUGAAACUAUGCAUACAAUGAAUGAAGACAAGACAAAAGACCAAUCCGAUCCAGCUAGCGAAAACGUGACUGAGACAACAUUGCCGUCCAUUGGUUCACAUUCUAGACCUUCUUCAGGAACAGAAGCAUCUAGGGUAGCUACCGCAAUCGAAACCAAAGAUGAGAUACCUGGAGAUUCCUCAUCUGCAGGAAAGUUGUCACCUGUCAAUAAUGUAUCAAGUCCAACAGCUGAAGCCAAUACAAUAUCAAGGACAAAUAGUCCAACCGACACGAAACCCAGUGACUUAAAUAACGAAUUGGAAGAUAAGGAAACUAAAAGACAAUCAUCAUCGAAUAAAAUAACAACAUCUAGACCACAAUCAGGGUCAAGAAACGCAUCCAGACCAACAAGUGCGAGUAAGACCACUAAAGAAAUAAAUGGACGGGCAGAUGAUGAAGUGUUUACAGGUACUCAAACACCUCCUGACCGCAUAUCAAGACCUUCGUCAGGAAUAGAUAAAACAUCAAGGCCCACUAGUGCAAACAAGACACCCAAACAAAUAAACGAUGAUAUUAUUACUAGUGAAGUAGAAGGUCCAAUAGUAGUGAACAACGAAAACGUAUCUAGGCCAACAUCAAAAUCAAAGGAAUCUUCAAGACCUUCGAGUACCAAUGACAAAACAGCAGCUCUUCUUCCUGCAGAUGAAACAGAUACAUCAAAAACACCUGCAACUAUGAAUAAUAUGAACGAAGACAAAACAAAAGACCAAUCUGAUCCAACUAAUGAAAACGUGACUGAGACAACAUUGCCGUCCAUUGGUUCACAUUCUAGACCUUCUUCAGGAACAGAAGCUUCUAGGGAAGCUACCGCAAUCGAAACCAAAGAUGAGAUACCUGGAGAUUUCUCAUCUGCAGGGAAUUUGUCACCUGUCAAUAAUGCAUCAAGUCCAACAGCUGAGGCCAAUACAAUAUCAAGGACAAAUAGUCCAACCGACACGAAACCCAGUGACUUUAAUGACGAAUUGGAAGAUAAGGAAACUAAAAGACAAUCAUCGUCGGAUAAAAUUACAACAUCUAGACCACCAUCAGGGUCAAGAAACGCAUCCAGACCAACAAGUGCGAGUAAGACCACUAAAGAAAUAAAUGGACAGGCAGAUGAUGAAGUGUUUACAGGUACUCAAAUACCUCCUGACCGCAAAUCAAGACCUUCGUCAGGGAUAGAUAAAACAUCAAGGCCCACUAGUGCAAACAAGUCACCCAAACAAAUAAACGAUGAUAUUAUGACUAGUGAAGUAGAAGGUCCAAUAGUAGUGAACAACGAAAACGUAUCUAGGCCAACAUCAAAAUCAAAGGAAUCAUCAAGACCUUCGAGUACCAAAGAAAAAACAGCAGAUCUUCUUCCUGCAGAUGAAACAGAUACAACAAAAGCAUCUGAAACUAUGAAUAAAAUGAAUGAAGACAAUACAAAAGACCAACCUGAUCCAGCUAACGAAAAGGUGACUAAGACAACAUUGCCGUCCAUUGGUUCACAUUCUAGUCCUUCUUCAGGAACAGAAGCAUCUAGGGUAGCUACCGCAAUCGAAACCAAAGAUGAGAUACCUGGAGAUUCCUCAUCUGCAGGAAAGUUGUCACCUGUCAAUAAUGUAUCAAGUCCAACAGCUGAAGCCAAUACAAUAUCAAGGACAAAUAGUCCAACCGACACGAAACCAAGUGACUUAAAUAACGAAUUGGAAGAUAAGGAAACUAAAAGACAAUCAUCAUCGGAUAAAAUUAAAACAUCUAGACCACAAUCAGGGUCAAGAAACGCAUCCAGACCAACAAGUGCGAGUAAGACCACUAAAGAAAUAAAUGGACAGGCUGAUGAUGAAGUGUUUACAGGUACUCAAACACCUCCUGACCGCAAAUCAACACCUUUGUCAGAGAUAGAUAAAACAUCAAGGCCCACUAGUGCAAACAAGACAACCAAACAAAUAGACGAUGAUAGUAUGACUAGUGAAGCAGAAGGUCCAAUAGUAUUGAACAACGAAAACGCAUCUAGGAAAACAUCAAAAUCAAAGGAAUCACCAAGACCUUCGAGUACCAAUGACAAAACAGCAGAUCUUCUUCCUGCAGACGAAACAGAUACAUCAAAAGCAUCUGAAACUAUGAAUAAAAUGAAUGAUGACAAGACAAAAGACCAGUCUGAUCCAGGUAAAGGAAAUGUGACUGAGACAACAUUGCUGUCCAUUCGUUCAAAUUCUAGACCUUCUUCAGGGUCAGAAGCAUCUAGGGUAGCUACUGCAAUCGAAACCAAGGAUGAGAUACCUGGAGAUUCCUCAUCUGCAGAGAAGCUGUCACCUGUCAAUAUUGUAUCAAGUCCAACAGCUGAAGCCAAUACAAUAUCAAGGACAAAGAGUCAAAUCGACAUGAAACCAAGUGACUUAUAUAACGAAUUGGAAGAUAAGGAAACUAAAAGACAAUCAUCGUCGGAUAAAAUUACAACAUCUAGACCACCAUCAGGGUCAAGAAACGCAUCCAGACCAACAAGUGCGAGUAAGACCACUAAAGAAAUAAAUGGACAGGCUGAUGAUGAAGUAUUUACAGGUACUCAAACACCUCCUGACCGCAAAUCAAGACCUUCGUCAGGGAUAGAUAAAAUAUCAAGGCCCACUAGUGCAAACAAGACAACCAAACAAAGAGACGAUGAUAGUAUGACUAGUGAAGCAGAAGGUCCAAUAGUAUUGAACAACGUAAACGCAUCUAGGAAAACAUCAAAAUCAAAGGAAUCACCAAGACCUUGGAGUACCAAUGACAAAACAGCAGAUCUUCUUCCUGCAGACGAAACAGAUACAACAAAAGCAUCUGAAACUAUGAAUAAAAUGAAGGAAGAAAAGACAAAAGACCAGUUUGGUCCAGCUUACGAAAAUGUGACUGAGACAUCAUUGCCGUCCAUUGGUUCAAGUUCUAUACCUUCUUCAGGAUCAGAAGCAUGUAGGGUAGCUACCGCAAUCAAAACCAAAGAUGAGAUACCUGGAGGUUCCUCAUCUGUAGGGAAGUUGUCACCUGUCAAUAAUGUAUCAAGUCCUACAGCUGAAGCCAAUACAAUAUCAAGGACAAAUAGUCCAACUAACACGAAAUCCAGUGACGUAAAUAAAGAAUUGGAAAAUAAGAAAACUAAAAGACAAUCAUCAUCUGAUAAAAUUACAACAUCUAGACCACCAUCAGGGUCAAGAAGCGCAUCCAGAUCAACAAGUGCGGGUAAGACCACUAAAGAUAUAAAUGGACAGGCUGAUGCUGGAGAUUUUUCAUCUGCAGGGAAGUUGUCUCCUGUCAUUAAUAUAUCAAGUCUAACAGCUUCAACCAAUAAAAUAUCAAAGAUUUUUAAUGCGGACGACACUGAAACCAGUAAUGUAAAUUACGAGUUUGAAUUUAAAGGAGCUAGAGUACAAUCAUCUCCUGACAAAACUAUAAUUAAAAGUCCUAGACACGCAUCAACCCUACAAAAUGGCACUGAGAACACUAAAGUCCUAAAUGGGCUCACCAAUGAAGAAGUAUUGACAGAAACUGAAGUAUCUUCUGAUCCACCCAAAAUGAAUAAAACUCAAAGGCCGAUCAUGGAAAAUAAAGAAAUGGUAAUAGAGGUAACAGACGAACCUGAACAUUUAGAAACACAUAGAAGACCUCCGACAGCAUCAAUUAUAAGAACAUCAAUUACCACAACAACAAAUGGAAAUGACCAGAGAGAGGAGUUAAAUAACUUAACGAUGAUCGUGGAAGAAGGAAAAGAAAAUGCCACAACGAAUAUCAACAACAUAAUGAGGGCAAUAGAGGACGAGAAAAAUAUAUGCAUUUCACAAAUUGAAGAUUUGCGAGAAGAACAAGGAAUGUUACGAACACAAAUAGAGAGAAAACAGGAAAAGAUCAUUCAGUUACAAACAGAUUUUGAUGAAAUGAAAUUGGACAACAAAAGGAUUACAGAUGAAGAACAAGAAAUAAAACAUCAGGUUAAAAAGCUAGAAUCAGAAAUACUAGUUUUGACUAAUAAUUUAUCUCAAGUAAGUGAGAACACAGAUCACGUAUUGGGUCAGUUUCACGAAUUAAGAGUACAUAUUGAGAAUGAAAGUAAAAUGCCACAUGACAACAAAUAUAGCAAUGCGGUUAUCAAUGAUACUCAGACAUUAGACAAUGGAUGGAUGGAAAACACGAGUAAAGAUAUUCAUGAGAUAAACAAAGAAAAAGCAAAAGGAGAAAAAAGUCACAAUUCACAAGAAGAUGUUAGAAAAUAUGAAGAACAACAAAAGAGUGCAUAUAAAGAAUUAGAUAACAGAAUCAAAGAAUCUAAUGAAUUGUUAAAAAAUUAUCACGAAACUGAUAUAACACUUCACGCUACAAAUCAUCAACAUUUAAUUGAUAUAAAGCAAACCAUUGAGAAUAUAGGAACACAAAAUGAAAAACUUCGAGAACAGGAGCAAAACAAUCAAGAAAACGAUCAGAGCGCUGAAGACAAGACUAUACUUAUUAAUGAAAUGAAAACACAAUUUAAUGAAUUGAAAGAAGUUAUAGAAAACGACAUGAGUGUAAGACACAAACAAUACAAAGAAACUACCAACUUUAAUGAAAGUAGUCUUGCAGAAGAAAGAAUUUCUUAUGCAAAAACCGUUGAUGAUGAUAGAAAUUAUCAUGACCAACAACGAAACGAACUGCGACAACUGCGACAGGCAGUAGAGGGCAGCAUUAAGAUGCAUGAAGCGGAGGGAGAAAAUAACAGAAAAGCACAUGAUAUUCAGCUUAAGGAGUUCAAUGAUUUAAAGAAUAUAGUAGAAAUUAGAAUGAAAGAUAUUCAAAAUCGACACACAGUAGGGGAGGGAGAUGGUCAUUACCCCCUCAAAUACAUUAAUCAAAUUAAGGAACAUAUGAACGAGUUUGAACAGUUAAUUAAAGAUGACAAACUAUCACAUGAGUGUCAAAUUCAAGAAUUUAGAGAAUUACGGCAACUCCUGGAUAAUGAUAGAAGUGUUAAUAAGGUGUUGGGUGAAGAGCAAGAAGAAGAUAAUGGCGAAUGGAAAGACGAAAUGAAAGCAAUUAAGACAGCUAUUGAAAGUGAUAUCAAAAUGCAUGAAGAACAUCGCAAAUUGUUCAACCAAUACAAGCAAAGCCAGGAACAAGAAUUACAUGAACUCAAGAAAGCAGUAGUAAACUCUCAGGCAAACAAAGUUCACAAGGCCGCCAAACCAGGAGAUAUAUGUGUCAAUACCCUCAGUCACAUAGAUCAGUUGAAAGAAGUUUUGUCAAAUAAUAGUGAAUCCCAAAACAAACAAAUAAAGGACUUAGAAGUUCUUAAAAAUACAAUAGAAAUUGAUAUGAAGCUAAGGGAAGAACAAAGAGAUAAUGACAGAAAAGCUCUGAAUGAAAAUAUGAACGGAAUAAAACAUGAGCUUGGAUCUAUCUUAACAGCCUGUGAUAAACAGAAUGUGGCACCGACCACUGAAAAAAGUAUUGACAAGCAGGCUGACAGUGACGAUGGAAAUCAAGGGGAGAUAAUAAGACAUCAUUUUAAUAUACUAAAAGAGAUGAUUAAAAAAGAUAUGCUUCUCCAAGAUGAUAGAAGAGAGGCUGAGAAAAUAAAUAACGAAAAACAGCUAAUGGAAACACAGAGGUUGAUUACAACAUUAGAAAAUGACAGAGAUUUAAGAACAGAACAACGUCAAGAUUUCUUAAAUCUGAAGGAAAAACUUGACAGUAAUACAAAAUUUCAAGAACAACAAGUGGAAGUUCAGAAAUCUUAUCAUAAUAACUUGAAAGAGUUAGAAAAAACAUUUGAACGUUAUGCGGCAUUACAAGUCAAUACAAGCGGUCCAGACGAUUCAAAACAACAAGGUUAUAUUUCCAAUUAUAUUCCUGAUAGCUUGAGUAGGCAAUCUGAGGAUCUGGAUCAAAGUUUUGAUCGCAGAAUAAAAGACCAACAACUUCCUGAUGGUAACGGAAUUCAAGAGCAACUACAAAACACAUUACAAAAGUUGAAUGUCAAUAUAGGUGAUAAUAUUCAACAUUUGAAAGAUCUGAAUGACAGACAAGAAACCUUGCAUGGAAUAGAACUUAAUGAGUUUAAAGAAAUAAAACAAAAAAUGGAUGUUAGCAACAAAUAUCAAGAGACACAAGCACAAUCGUUACAAGAAAUGAUAGGGCAAAUGGAAAAAGGAAACAACCAACUAGAAAAGACGUUGCUGGUUGAUAGGAAUUUCCACGAAGAGCAAAGAGAGAAUGAUCGAAAAUACUAUACAAAUUUACGACAGAGUGAAAAAAGAGUUAUUGAAAAUCAGUAUGAAGAUUAUCGUCGCUCGCAACAAGAACUGAAAAAUGUCAGUAUGGAACUACAUAUGGAAACAAGAAAAUGUUUAACUGGUAGAAUAACAGCUUUACUUGAUGUGUGUCAAGACACAUCUGAAUUGGUGAACAGACUAGACAAGAGACCUCUUGGUGCUAUUAAGCAAAGGGAACAAAAUACAGAAAGUGGACCAGUGGUAAAUGAUUACGUCGAAAGAAUUGAUAACCAUUUUUAUGAAUUAAAACAUGCAAUGGACAAAGACAGAAAACGACAAGAAAAACAGUAUGAUGAAAAAUCACUAUUUAAAUUAGAGCAAAGAGAGCACAAGAAAAAAGUCAAAGAAAAACAUAGAGAGGAAGAUAGAAAAUCAAAAGAGGAGUUACGGAAACAGGAAAACCAACUACGGGAAAACCAAAUUGAAGAGAUGCAAAUAUUGAGAUUAACAGUUGAAAAUGACAAAAGAAUUCAAGGUAAACAACAAGAAGAAACCACACGGUUGAUAAAGAAAAACAACAAAGAUGUUUUGGAUUUGAAACAAUUUAUCGAUGAUGAAAGACAGCUACGAGAAAGGCAUAGACGGGAGACGAGGCUGAGUAAAGACGAGAGUAAACAAAAUGAUAGAAAACUAAUAGAAAAAUUGUGCGAUGACACCUACAUAGUGAAAACCCAGUUUGAAGAACUGAAUGAAGUUUUUACAAGAGAUCGAAAGCUUUAUGAAAGACAAAGAGAAGAAGAUAUAUUGUAUCGUGUAGAGCAAAGGGAUCAUCAGAAAACAAUUCAGGAAAAACAACGAGAAGAAUUUCAAUUAUUAAAGGAAGAAUUAGCAAAAGGCAGAAAAUAUCAGGAAAAUCAGCGCGAAGACAUUGAUAAAAUGAGAACAAGAUUUGAAGAACUAAAACAAACCAUUGAGUGGGACAGAAAUUUCCAGGAUAAACAAAGAGAUAACGAAAGGAAAAAUGUGGACGAACAACGGCAAAUUGACCGGAGACUUUAUUACCAACAAAAAGAACAGUUUCAAGAAUUAAUGAAAAGUGUGGAGAAUGAUAGAAAAAUAAAUAAAGAAAAUGUGCAAGAAAUGAAUGGAAAUAUAAGCCAAAUAAUAAAAGCUGUCAAAAAACCCAAAUCCGUGUCUAAACCAGAAAAGAAAAGCAAGGUUCCGGAAAGGGAGGUUAGGGUUAAAAAGCGAAAGACCACUGAAAAGGUCCUUCUACAAAGGCGUAGAGGUAUAGAAGUUGUAGUCCUGCCUAAAAUUCCGUCUAACAUUACAAGCAGACAACGUGAGGACUUACACAAAGAAACAACAAAGACGAAAACAACGAAAACUUUAAAGAAGAAGAAGAAGAAGAAAAAGAAAUUAAUUAUAUUAUAAUUUAGAUUUGUACUUUCAGUACAAUUAGACUGGUAACAUUUGUUUCAUAUGUUGAUUCACGUAGAUAUAUACGCUUGAUUGUAGAUUGUUGUGAAAUCUGUAAUGAUAUUUCAUUUAGAUUACUUAUGAUUGUUCCAAAACAUACGAUUUUUAUAAAAUUAAUUAAAAAAUAAUUUUGAUAAUUACACAGGAAUAUAAGUUCAUACAUCUUCCUAUGAUAUAAUACAGAUUAUUUUUCUUUAAGAGAGGCAAAAGAUAUCAAAGAGAUAUUCAAAAUUAUUAGUUGAAAACAAACAAAAAUUUCAUGGCAAACAAACCCCGACGAAACGACAAACAAUAGUACACAAAACACAAACUAGAAAAAAAGAUUGAGCAAUACGAACCGCACUGAAUCACGAGGAAAUUCCCCGUGCUCCGGAAAGGUAUGAAGAUCCUGCUCGACAA
Messenger RNA from Mytilus trossulus (common blue mussel), 24951 nucleotides. Its product is annotated as mucin-16-like. Bases 1 to 24507 code for a protein of 8168 amino acids. The transcript has 2 exons. The record is from RefSeq and is a predicted model, not a curated record. Lineage: Eukaryota; Metazoa; Mollusca; Bivalvia; Mytilida; Mytilidae.